UAAGCAGGCGCAGUUGUCAUACGAUCGUUACAGUUAAAACACGUCUUGAACAAUUAAACAAAAUGAGAAGUGUAUACUGUUUAUGUAUUAUUGUGAAUCUACUAUUGCUUAAUAGCGAAGCUGAUGCAGGAUUAGUCAAAGGAAUAAUCAGCUCAAUACACGACACAGCUCACAAAGUCCGUGAUGAUAUCCAUCAGGCAUUACAUUUUAAAGAAGAUCCAAAAAAGGAAACAGCUGAUGUAGUUACCGUUGCUGAUAAUAAAACUAACGGUGAUAAUAAGUUCGUCGCAACAUCUACUGCGGCUUAUAACAAUAAAGAAGUAAAUAAGGAAGUAACCGGUGUAGUUAUGCCUAAGGAUGAAGAUGACAGCAAAUUAAUUUUUGUAACGAAUCCGACAACUGAAUCUACAGUGAAUUUUACUUCUACUACCGUUAAAGAUGGAAGAGAAAAUUUCGCUGGUGGCUGUUCUACAGGUUACGAACGAACCGUUGAUGGCAGAUGCAGACCUACUUUCUAAAAACUUUUUGCUUAAAAGUGUAUUCUGAACAAAUAUACCAAUUGAUAUAACA
Nymphalis io (European peacock) is the source of this 570-nucleotide messenger RNA. It is a transcript of the gene Pp, whose product is annotated as growth-blocking peptide, long form-like. The transcript has a single exon. Lineage: Eukaryota; Metazoa; Arthropoda; Insecta; Lepidoptera; Nymphalidae. Bases 63 to 518 code for a protein of 151 amino acids. The record is from RefSeq and is a predicted model, not a curated record.